Messenger RNA from Boleophthalmus pectinirostris (great blue-spotted mudskipper), 1304 nucleotides. RefSeq names its product enolase-phosphatase 1 (gene enoph1). The record is from RefSeq and is a predicted model, not a curated record. Bases 242 to 1021 code for a protein of 259 amino acids. Lineage: Eukaryota; Metazoa; Chordata; Actinopteri; Gobiiformes; Gobiidae. The transcript has 6 exons. Gene Ontology annotation, molecular function: acireductone synthase activity; magnesium ion binding.
CCCGAACAUGUGGGCCAUUUUCUGCAACACAGUGUCAAGUCAAAGCGUUGCAAACCACCGCUAGACUAGUUUACAGCUCAUGCCUUCUCAAGUGAAUUAUAUUUAUGGUGAAUUAUAGACGUUUGUUAUUUGCUGAGGCUUAUUUGAUCGCACCGGCUGGGUUGACCGUUUGCUGCUUAGUUCAACAUAUCCGUGUAAAAAGCAUCUAUCAAUGCUAAGCUAGCUAAAGACAGAAGAAAAAAUGGCUAAUGUCUCAAUACCAGUAAAUACUUGUGCACUAUUAUUGGAUAUCGAAGGAACGACGACUCCGAUUACGUUUGUAAAGGAUAUACUGUUUCCAUACAUAAAGGAGCACCUAGAAGAUUACCUAUCAGCGCACUGGGAAGAGGAUGAAUGCAAACAAGAUGUCCAUCUUCUCAAAAAACAGAUAGAAGAGGACAUAAAACAAAACCGGGCUUGCCCUGUCCACACUGUGGACCAGACAGUACACACAGAUGAAGAGAAAGCCAUCAGGGAAGUGGUGGAUAAUGUUUUGUGGCAGAUGGCUGCAGAUAGGAAGUCUACUGCACUCAAACAGCUACAAGGACACAUGUGGAGGACUGCCUACACAUCUGGGAAAAUUAAGGGCCAGGUAUAUGAAGAUGUAAUCCCAGCAAUCAGAAGAUGGCGGGAAAGGGGCCUGAAAGUUUAUAUUUAUUCCUCUGGGAGUGUGGAGGCACAGAAACUUUUAUUUGAAUACUCUAUUGAAGGAGAUGUUUUAGAUUUAUUUGAUGGUCACUUUGACACAAAUAUUGGCGCCAAGGUAGACAGUAAAAGUUAUAAAAAUAUAGCAGAAAGGAUUGGCUGUGGACCAGAUGAAAUCACUUUUUUGACAGAUGUUACUCGUGAGGCAAAAGCAGCAGAAGAGGCUGGAGUAAAUGUAGUGGUGGUUGUCAGGCCUGGCAACAUGGAGCUAACAAAUGAAGAGAGGGACCAUUAUAACCUCAUAACUACAUUUAACCAACUUGAACUGUUGGGAUAACAUAUCGAAUGCACAUUUGAAACAAAGACAUAACUCAGUGAAAAUACUGUACCGUAUUUUCCGGGCUAUUAGGAGCUCUGGAUCAUAAGAUGCACUGUCAUUAAAUGGUCUAUUUUCGAACUUUUUUCACAAAUAAACCGCACUGGACUUUAAACGAAACACAACAGUUAGAUGGGUCAGUCGGACUUUGUUUGGCGCGUUCAUCAAAAACAGUGCAAGAAUAUUUACAGUGAGCAAAAAUGUCCAAAAAGUAUUUACAAUAAAGAAACAGGGUCGAGUUCAA